AUGUUCACCUCAAAAACAACAAUUCUCUGGAGGCUACCACAGUUUAGACACACAUUUUCAUGCACAUCUGCAUUUGCAAAAGCCACAUGGCCAAGACUGGUUUUGGGCAUUGAGACAAGCUGUGAUGACACUGGUGCCGCAGUUAUAGACGAGACGGGUGCAAUCCUGGGAGAAUCUCUUCAUUCUCAGAAAGAAAUACAUUUAAGGACAGGCGGUAUCAUUCCCACAGUGGCACAGCAGCUCCACAGAGAGAACAUAGCCCGUGUAGUGCAGGAGGCUUUGGAGAGGAGUGGUGUGACCCCAAUGCAGCUCACAGCUGUGGCCACCACAGUGAAGCCAGGCUUGGCCCUGAGCCUGGGCAUCGGUCUGGAGUUCAGCAGCAACUUUGUAAGGCAUCACAGCAAGCCUUUUAUUCCCAUCCACCACAUGGAGGCUCAUGCCUUAACUGUCAGAAUGCUCCAGCCUGUUGUAUUUCCCUUUCUUGUCCUGCUGAUCUCCGGCGGGCAUUCACUCUUGGCGUUGGCCAGAGGAAUCAAUGACUUCCUCCUUCUAGGUCAAAGCCUGGAUGAAGCUCCAGGAGACACCCUCGACAAAGUGGCAAGACGUUUGUCUCUCAAAAAACACCCGCUAUGCUCCACAUUAAGUGGGGGACAGGCUAUAGAGCUUCUGGCAAAAGAUGGAGACAAGAAAAAAAUCCCUCUCAAGACACCUAUGGGACGACACUUUGACUGCAACUUCUCCUUUGCUGGCCUUCGAAAUCAAGUUACACUGAUUAUAGAGAACAAAGAGAAAGAAGAGGGUAUUCAACAAGGGACAUUACUGUCAUGUUUGAAUGACAUAGCAGCUGCUACACAGCACACAGUGGCCUCUCACCUUGCCAGGCGUACCCAUCGUGCCAUUUUGUUCUGUAAAGCCAGGGGCCUUUUGUCAUCAUGCAAUCCCACUUUGGUGGUAUCUGGAGGAGUAGCCAGUAAUAUGUAUAUCCGGAAGGCUUUGACAAUUAUCACAGAGGAGACAGGACUACAUCUGCUUUGUCCUCCAGCUAAGUUCUGCACUGACAAUGGAGUGAUGAUUGCAUGGAAUGGUGUGGAGCGACUGAAAGAAGGGAAGGGAAUACUGUCUCAUCAUGAGGAUGUGAGGUAUGAGCCAAAGGCUCCUUUGGGUGUUGACAUUACAGAAGAAGUGAAGGUAGCUGCUAUCAGGGUACCAUCAGUAAAACUGAGGAUAAGCAACUGACAAAAUAUAUUUUGUUCUUUUUUUAGAAAAAAUGUAAUUUUUUUUAGCUCUGCAUA
Molecule: messenger RNA, 1292 nt
Organism: Lampris incognitus (smalleye Pacific opah)
Lineage: Eukaryota; Metazoa; Chordata; Actinopteri; Lampriformes; Lampridae
Gene: osgepl1
Product: O-sialoglycoprotein endopeptidase-like 1
Exons: 7
Coding region: 1-1236 (411 amino acids)
Biological process (GO): tRNA threonylcarbamoyladenosine modification
Cellular component (GO): mitochondrion
Source: RefSeq, a predicted model, not a curated record